Molecule: messenger RNA, 1014 nt
Organism: Alternaria rosae
Lineage: Eukaryota; Fungi; Ascomycota; Dothideomycetes; Pleosporales; Pleosporaceae
Exons: 3
Coding region: 1-1014 (337 amino acids)
Source: RefSeq, a predicted model, not a curated record
AUGCCCGGCAUGUUGUCGCAAGCGUCGAUAUCGCUACAGUUUCUCCUUCUCGUAGCGUCACUGCCGUCCAGCACGCCCACCUGCUUCCUCCCCAACGGCACCGCGCACCAGGACGAAGGAACAUCGCGCUGUUCUUCCAUAUCCUCCUCCCCGCUCUACAACACAUGCUGCCAAACGCAAUGGCCGAACCCACCGGGCGGCGAUGUUAUAAACGGCCCUACAGCGGAUGAAUGCAUGCCGAACGGGCUGUGUCAGAACAGAGGCUUUAGCAGCGCACCUGGACAAGAAGCAGAGCCGUGGACACAUUUCUACCGUGUUUACUGUGCGAAUGCGAACUGGGAGGGUUGCUUGGAUGUUUGCAGAGAUGGGAACCUAGCAGACUCCGUCUCACAAUUGACGCCUUGCGACGGAACAGCCAAAUCAGAGUACUGGUGUUGUGGAGACAGCAACGCGUGCUGUUCGGCCUCCGCUGAUGCGCUGGUCUCGAAAAGAAUCAGGAUUCCAAAGGAACUCGGAGGCGAGCAAGUGGCUUCUGCGAGUGCGGAGGUGGCAUCGCCAAGUGCGAGUCCGGCUUCCUCAAGCGCAGGCGCAGGUGCAGCAUCCUCGAGCGCGAACCCGACAUCUUCGACUGGAGCACCGGCAGCGACGGGGACGAGUGAGGAACCCACGCCGUCGUCUGACGCAGCGAACCUGUCCGGCCAGAACGAGGAGAAGAAAGAUGAAGGCAAAUCGAACUCGGGACGCAAUAUCGGUAUCGGCGUGGGUGUUGGUGCUGGUGUGGGAGCUCUGCUGGGUGUUGCAGCAGUCUUCCUAUUGCGAAGAAGGAAGAGGCAUCAGAAGACCCAGGAGAUCGAAAACGAGAUUGCGGUAGAGAGGCAAAAGCAGGAUGUAGCCAAAGCGUACCAUGUAGCUGAGAUGCCGCAUCAGGAACCGGUGUACGAACUUCACGAUGGGAGCAGAGCGGAUCUGGAGUUGGAUGGGGCGAACAAAUCGCAGUCGGCGAUGUAUCGCUAA